Molecule: messenger RNA, 1959 nt
Organism: Mycotypha africana
Lineage: Eukaryota; Fungi; Mucoromycota; Mucoromycetes; Mucorales; Mycotyphaceae
Exons: 9
Coding region: 1-1959 (652 amino acids)
Biological process (GO): protein deubiquitination
Cellular component (GO): nucleus; cytosol
Molecular function (GO): cysteine-type deubiquitinase activity; cysteine-type endopeptidase activity
Source: RefSeq, a predicted model, not a curated record
AUGGCCAGUAAUUCUUUGUUUAAGUGGAUGGGAUUGGGCCAAUCCACGGGUAAACCAGCCACUGAAACUGAUACUGUAGAUGAAGGAGAAAGAUAUUUUGGUUUGGAAAAUUUCGGAAAUACAUGCUAUAGCAAUUCCGUGGUCCAAGCACUCUAUUUCUGUAAACCUUUCCGUCACUGUGUAUUAAAUUACCCCGUUGGUACACUGCAUAAUCAAUCAUCGCAACAGCCACUUUAUUCACCUUCACCUUCAGGCUAUAGCUCCUCGCCUGUUUUGAAUGGAAAUGGUAGUAGCAAUAACAGUAAUAAUAGCAACAACACUUACUUUUCACAAAGCCAUUCUUCAUCCACAUCAACUCUUCGAGGAGGUUUAACGACCCCUAUAAAGGAAAGCUUUUCUAACAGCUUAAAACGUAGUAUUAACAGCAAUUCUACUUCUACGCCACAUACAGCAAUAAGUACAAGCAUUAGUAAUAAUGGCAACAAUAACAAUAAUGGGAGUACUAUUGUCAAUGGAAGUAGUUCUGGCAAUGGCAAUGUAGCACCCUCUGUUGAAAAGGAUCAAGUAAAUAUCAACCUGGCACCUGGAAUGGAGGAUACAUUAUUUUCUUGUUUGAAAGACUUAUUCUGGAAAAUUUCGCAAAAUAAAAAGAAGACAGGCGUCAUUGCACCCAUCAAUUUUAUUAAUAAAGUCAAGAAAGAGAAUGAAUUGUUUCGAUCCAGCAUGCAUCAAGAUGCACAUGAGUUUUUCAAUUAUCUCGUCAACCAGGUAGCAGAAGACGUUGAGAAAAAGCAGAAAAAAGAUGCUGAAGAAGAUGAAAAGAAUAACAACAGUAGCGGUAUACACAGUGAUAGUAGUAUUAAUAACAAUGAAGGAUCAGAGCUGAUGACCACAACAACGACGACGACUACAGAAUCGAGCACAGUAAAUAGUACAGUAAAUACUAAAUCAACAUGGGUUCAUCAAUUAUUUGAAGGCAUAUUUUCGAACGAAACGAAAUGCUUAUCAUGCGAGACUGUUACCAGUAGAGAUGAAAGCUUUAUGGAUUUGUCAAUUGAUGUAGAAAUGAAUUCUUCUAUUACUUCUUGUUUAAGGCAGUUUUCCGCGAGUGAAACUUUAUGUCACAAAAAUAAAUACUAUUGUGAUGUAUGCUCAGGUUUACAGGAAGCCGAAAGAAGAAUGAAAAUCAAAAAGUUACCCAACAUAUUAGCGCUACAUUUAAAGAGAUUCAAAUAUCAAGAACAAUUACAAAAGUAUACCAAGCUCACCUAUAGAGUUGUCUUUCCCUUCGAAUUGAGAUUGUUCAAUACGACGGAUGACACUGAAGAUGCAGAUAGAAUGUACGAACUAUGGGCCAUUGUAGUUCAUAUCGGAAGUGGGCCGCAUCAUGGUCAUUAUGUCUCCGUUAUCAAAAGCAAUGGACGGUGGAUGCUAUUUGAUGAUGACACUGUAACCCAAAUUCAAGAAGAAGACAUUCAGAAAUACUUUGCUGAUCUUCCAGGCAGUGGGUCAGGUUAUGUGCUCUUCUAUCAAGCGGUAGAUUUAGAUAUAGAUUCAUUCAAUGGCAUAGGGCAACAGAUAGUUACCUAUGGAAAAAAACUGGACGAUAUGAACGUCAGUAGUAGCAGUACAAAUACUAAUAACGGCAGGCCGCUAUUACAUCAACAUCAUCCAAGUAUAUCUAUUUCAUCAAAUUCAAGUCAUUCUCCACGUUUAGAAACAGACAUGAAUAACUAUAAUAUUAGCAACAGCAGCAUCGAAAAUAGCAAUACUAAUCACUUUUCUAGCCUUCAAUCACCGACAGCAGCAAGGAGUUCGCGGAAAGACGAUUUCUCUUCGACUGCACAUAUUGAAAUACCUUCAUCAGUUUCAACCCCGCCAUUGCAUGUUCCUACUCCACAGCCUGAAGAAAAGAAAACAAGGUGGGGGCUAGGAAGGAAGAAGAAAGACAAGAAAUAA